CGCAUUCAGCUCACCUCAGAAAUCGGUAGAGGCAAUCGAUAUAAAGUGCGCAAAGCAUUGGACAAGAGCUGUCUGUCUCGUUUCAUCACGUUGUUGUGCUUUCUCUGUCGACACCGUAAGCAGAGCAGAUUCACACUGUGAGCAGAGUGUAUCUAAGCGGGAGACACCAUGGGUCUCAAACUGGGCGUCGGGAAGUAUUCUCUUGUCCACCAAUCUUGCUUCGUCGCAGCUCUGAUUGUCUUGUUGGGCACACUGCCCACCUGCGACGGACAGAAUACCACUAUAAUUUUCGACAGUAACCAAGUGGACGCACUGAAAGACCUUUUGCGAGCAUGGAAUCAAACCCCCAACCUUGAGACUAACUUGGCUGGGUGGGACAUGAAUUCAACAUUUCCGUGCUUCGACAAAGGCGAUUGGCGUGGGGUGCAGUGUCUCAACUUCGUCAACUGUACAUCAUAUGGGGAGUAUCAGACAUGCUAUAGCUACAUUAUAGGCGUGACUCUCCAAAGUGCAUCACUUGUAGGCUCUAUACCACCAACCAUUGGAAACAUUACCUCGCUGUAUAGACUGGAGCUGACAGGAAAUCCAAAUCUCACUGGACCUCUUCCACGGACAUUGAAUGAAACUAGUCUUAGCAUUUUGGAUGUUCACGACAAUGCGUUGGAGGGUGAAUUCCCUCAUUACGGGGUCCAUUUGCUCUUCCUCGUGACAUUGGACUUAAGUGGCAACAAGUUUAAUGGGUCCUUCCCGAUUUCUCAAAUUAGUCAGAUGGAGUACCUCCAAACAUUAAGACUCGGCAGAAAUCGUUUCAAGGGGCCGGUCCCAGAACGAGCGUUUGAAAACAUGACCAAUCUUUUCGACCUGGACUUGUCAAGCAACAAGUUUAACGGGACACUGCCAAACCUGACAAUGAUACAUUCCUUACGCACUGUGAAUUUGAGCAGGAGUGGAUUUACAGGAUCGUUUCUGAUUUCGUCGUACUUCAACAGAACUGAGAACAACAGCCUCUCAGUGUUGGAUAUAUCUCACAAUCCACUCACACUCGAUCAAAAUUUCUGGAGCUCCUACGAACUUGGCUCGCUCCAGGAGCUGUAUCUCGACAACAUUCGCACCGAUCCAACACUGAACAUCAGUCGACUGUAUGACCUGGGCUUGCUCAUGUCUAACAACUGGACAGCAAAAUCAAGUACGCUGACAGUACUUUCAUUGAUGAACAACCGCAUUAGCAAUAUUGUCUAUGACGCCAAGUCUAUCGUUGAUAUGGCCACAGUUAUUAGACUACAAGGGAAUCCCUUCAGCAAGUCUCCACAUUCUGAUGACGGAAGGAAAAUGUUCUGUGCACAAACUUGCAUCAACUCAGUUCCAAAGCAAGAAAGCAACCUCAAGGUUACGAUAAUCGCUGUGGUGGUAAGUGUAACCUCAUCACUGAUCCUAAUGAUCAGUCUGGCUAUUCUAUUUCAUAGGCACAAAAAGCUCAAGCAGUAUCAGGUUCUGGUCCAACAAAAGUUUGAAGAGUUUGAGGUGAAGCCAACUAUAUUCACCCACAGCCAGCUCCGAACUGCCACACGCGACUUCCAUCCCGACUUGAAGUUGGGCGAGGGAGCCUUUGGGAGAGUGUACAAGGGAAUUUUGCCGAAUGGAAAUGUCAUGGCUGUGAAACUACUAUUCCCCCAAAAGACUUCCAAGGGUUUAGACGAAUUUCUGAAUGAGGUAGUUUUGUUGACAGGAAUGAAGCACAGGAACCUUGUGAAUCUGAGAGGGUGUUGCAUUCGUGAACAACAAAGAUUGUUGGUGUACGAGUAUGUUGACAACUAUGACGUUGACCAGGUUCUUCUAGGGGGUGCAAACAAGGCCGACUUGAGCUGGCCUGUGCGAUGGAAGAUCGUCUUGGGAGUGGCCCGCGGUCUACAUUACCUCCAUGCACUUGCACAUCCGAGGAUCAUCCAUCGAGACAUCAAAGCCAGCAACAUCUUACUAACCAAGAACUACGACACCAAGAUAGCAGACUUCGGCUUGGCGGUACUUUUUCCUGAUGAACAGAGUUGUAUAGUGACCAAGCAUGUUGCUGGUACCAAGGGAUACUUGGCACCAGAAUAUGCGUCGUGUGGUCGGUUGAGUGACAAGGUGGACGUUUACAGCUUUGGAGUGCUGUGUUUAGAGAUCGUGAGUGGAAGAAGAAACAUUGAUGAUUCUUAUCCUCCUGGCGAAAUGUAUCUGUCCAAAUGGGUAUGGGAUCUGCAUCGGCAGGGUAUGAGGCAGAGGUUGUGGCGCUGAAGCCAGGGAAUGAGGAGAAACUCUUGGAGACCAUGAGGUUGUUUGCCGGUCGCAGGAGUGAUCUUGGGACUGUAAAGGAGGAAGGCGAGUCGUCUUUCAUGGAAUCGUCAAGUGGAGGUGGAAGUCGUUUUGAGAAAGAAAAUUCCACUGAUGCUGUGCUUGAGCUCAGUGAAAUAAGAGUCAGAUGAUUUAUUUUUUCUUCCAACCCUAGAAAAGUGGAAUGCAGCUUGUUGACAUCCUUGACAGACUUGGGUAGAUUAUAGAUCAAGAUAGUUCGUCAGUGAAGGGACAGAUAUAGUAUUUGUAGAAAGUGAGCCAACGUAGAAGAGGUUUAACUUUAGAUCUUGUUUUGUUCUCUUGUGAGGUUUUCUGUGCAAUUUUCGAUCUUGUUUACUGCUUAGCUUGGUCGUUUUCUCUGUGCAACUACGAGAAGGAGGUUUUCAAUAUAUAAUGAUCACCUAUUCCUUGUUGAAAUAAAGAAGAGUCUAUUUUUUUAUA
Molecule: messenger RNA, 2772 nt
Organism: Physcomitrium patens
Lineage: Eukaryota; Viridiplantae; Streptophyta; Bryopsida; Funariales; Funariaceae
Source: RefSeq, a predicted model, not a curated record